AUGGCGCUCCUCAUCGCCGCGGCCUCGCUGCUGGCACUCGCGCACGCUUCGGGCCCGCAAGCUUCCUGCGCUGUAGGGCAGCAGUGCCCCGCGGGAGAGCAAGAUGACACGGGCCUGCUCCAGAAGAGCUCCCAGAUGAUGCAGGUGAAUCGGCAUGAGCAAAUGAGCGUGAGGACAACGCCCACGAACGACGCCGAGUGCAAGGCCGUGAAGGGCAUCAACACGGGCCUGCCCAUCGUCUACGACUCCAGCUGCCCCGGCCUGUGCUGCUUCGAGGACCAGCCGUGCAGGUACAACAACACGGGCUGCUACUCCGCAGCCUUGGCGCAGCAGAAGGUGAGGACGACGCCCACGAACGACGCCGAGUGCAAGGCCGUGAAGGGCAUCAACACGGGCCUGCCCAUCGUCUACGACUCCAGCUGCCCCGGCCUGUGCUGCUUCGAGGACCAGCCGUGCAGGUACAACAACACGGGCUGCUAUUCCGCAGCCUUGGCGCAGCAGAAGGUGAGGACGACGCCCACGAACGACGCCGAGUGCAAGGCCGUGAAGGGCAUCAACACGGGCCUGCCCAUCGUCUACGACUCCAGCUGCCCCGGCCUGUGCUGCUUCGAGGACCAGCCGUGCAGGUACAACAACACGGUGCGCCUGUCUUUGUUUUGUUAG
This is a messenger RNA of Prorocentrum cordatum, 663 nucleotides long. Lineage: Eukaryota; Dinophyceae; Prorocentrales; Prorocentraceae. The record is from the annotation of a GenBank genome assembly.